UAGCGCUCAGUUAUUUAUUAAAUCUGCGCUUGCUUCAAAACACAAGUAACUAUUUAUUCGUGAAAAUAAAGCUCCCAUCGAGUAGUGCUUUGCAACAUUCACUUGUUUGCUCGUCCCCAUUUUUACUACAGUCGCGCCGGUUCUGUGAAAACAGUGCGAAGUGUACCUUUUUAAACAGAACGGAAAUAAAAAGUAUAAAAGCGUUGUCUGCAAAAGGAAUAACUAUAUUAUCGCUAUGAAGGUUUGUUGUAUUGGCGCUGGCUAUGUUGGAGGCCCCACAUGCGCUGUUAUGGCCCUCAAGUGUCCUGAUAUUAGCAUAACGCUCGUAGAUAAAAGUUCUGAGCGCAUUGCACAAUGGAAUUCGGAUAAAUUGCCAAUUUAUGAGCCCGGCUUGGAUGAUGUGGUGAAGCAGUGUCGGAAUGUUAAUCUAUUUUUCUCAACGGACAUUGAUACGGCCAUUAGAGAAGCAGAUCUGAUCUUUAUAUCCGUUAAUACGCCCACGAAAACUUGUGGAAAUGGCAAAGGUCGAGCGGCGGAUCUGAAGUACGUGGAGAGUGCCGCGCGCAUGAUUGCCGAGAUAGCGCAGUCAAACAAGAUUGUGGUGGAGAAGAGCACGGUUCCGGUGCGUGCUGCCGAGAGUAUAAUGCACAUUCUGCGAGCUAAUCAGAAACCGGGCAUACACUACGAUAUACUGUCGAAUCCCGAGUUUCUGGCCGAGGGAACGGCAAUCAAUGAUUUACUGAAUGCGGAUCGUGUCCUGAUUGGUGGUGAGGAGACGACUGAGGGUCAUAAGGCUGUGGAAAAACUGUCGUGGAUAUAUGAACACUGGAUACCCAAGAAAAAUAUAUUAACCACGAACACCUGGAGCUCCGAACUGUCCAAACUUGCGGCAAAUGCUUUUCUGGCUCAGCGCAUCUCCAGUAUUAAUUCUUUGUCAGCGGUGUGUGAGGCGACGGGCGCAGAUGUCUCGGAAGUGGCACGCGCCGUUGGGCUAGACUCACGUAUCGGUUCCAAGUUCCUGCAGGCCUCCGUGGGCUUUGGUGGUAGCUGUUUCCAAAAGGACAUACUUAAUUUGAUCUACAUAUGCGAGAACCUAAAUCUGCCUGAGGUGGCGGCCUAUUGGCAACAAGUAAUCGACAUGAAUGAGUAUCAGAAGCGUCGCUUCUCGCAGAAGAUUAUCGAGAGUCUUUUUAACACCGUUUCGGAUAAACGCAUUGCCAUCUUAGGGUUUGCCUUCAAGAAGAACACUGGCGAUACCCGUGAGACAGCGGCAAUUACGGUAUGCCAAACGCUACUGGAGGAAGGCGCCAAACUAGACAUUUACGAUCCCAAGGUGGAACCCGAGCAGAUCAUCGAUGAUCUGACACAUCCCACAGUGACGGAAUCUCCGGAAAAUGUGAAAAAGGCCGUGCAGAUACACAGCGACCCGUACAGUGCAGUGCGUUCCACACACGCCAUUGUCCUCUGCACAGAGUGGGAUGAAUUCGUCGAUCUGGACUAUCGGCGUAUUUAUCAAUCGAUGAUGAAGCCGGCGUACAUUUUCGACGGACGCAAGAUUCUUGACCACGAGCGAUUGCAGCAAAUCGGUUUCCAUGUGCAGACCAUUGGCAAGAAGUAUCAGCGGGCAGGUUUAUUGCGCUCCUGGGGAAUUGUGCCACAACUGUAGGAACGACAGAUCAAUGCAAUGAAUGCUAUAUGAUGACAAUAUAACGGACGUCGCAAUUGCAUUUUAGUGCUUAAGACUAAAGUUUCCAAGAUUUUUCCAGUAUUUACGACACUACCAAUUGUAAAUAUGCCUUUGUGUGUUUUUAUAGAUAAAGUAUUUCGCUAGGUACGCCUAAGUAUUCAUACUCUAGAUACUACCUACAUACAUACUUAUGUAGGUCCUCUAUGUAAGCGUCUACAGUUGCAAUAUAGAGACUUAAGAUAACAGCUGUCCAACUAGUUCAGGCGUGUCUGUAUACCUUCAUGCAUUAAACAAGCAUUUCAAGGACUAAUGAGUGUAUUUUUGCAUGAACAUUUUAUACAAUAAAUGUAACAACAAAUAUUUAAAUCUGAUCCA
Messenger RNA from Scaptodrosophila lebanonensis, 2062 nucleotides. It is a transcript of the gene sgl, whose product is annotated as UDP-glucose 6-dehydrogenase. The transcript has 3 exons. The coding region runs from base 236 to 1666 and encodes 476 amino acids. Lineage: Eukaryota; Metazoa; Arthropoda; Insecta; Diptera; Drosophilidae. Gene Ontology annotation, biological process: glycosaminoglycan biosynthetic process. Gene Ontology annotation, cellular component: cytosol; nucleus. Gene Ontology annotation, molecular function: NAD binding; UDP-glucose 6-dehydrogenase activity. The record is from RefSeq and is a predicted model, not a curated record.